Messenger RNA from Lytechinus pictus (painted urchin), 503 nucleotides. RefSeq lists its product as uncharacterized. The transcript is spliced from 7 exons. NCBI's taxonomy places the organism in Eukaryota, Metazoa, Echinodermata, Echinoidea, Temnopleuroida, Toxopneustidae. Bases 7 to 405 code for a protein of 132 amino acids. The record is from RefSeq and is a predicted model, not a curated record.
CCCAACAUGCCCAAAGAGAUCAGAAGAGUAGCACUGAAGCGUCAAGAUCAUCUUCAACAAUCCAUACACAUGGUUCAGCCGCCCAACAUGCCCAAAGAGAUCCGAAGAGUAGCACUGAAGCGUCAAGAUCAUCUUCAACAAUCCAUACACAUGGUUCAGCCGCCCAACAUGCCCAAAGAGAUCCGAAGAGUAGCACUGAAGCGUCAAGAUCAUCUUCAACAAUCCAUACACAUGGUUCAGCCGCCCAACAUGCCCAAAGAGAUCCGAAGAGUAGCACUGAAGCGUCAAGAUCAUCUUCAACAAUCCAUACACAUGGUUCAGCCGCCCAACAUGCCCAAAGAGAUCCGAAGAGUAGCACUGAAGCGUCAAGCAGUCAAUCCAACAUUCUGGCUUCUUCGUUGUUAGCAACAUCAUCAUCUUUCGCAGUAAGACCCAUUUCCGGAGUUGAGACACCCCAGUGCCAUACACCUGUUUCCAACACAGCCUCUAUCCCUAUUGACCUG